Nematolebias whitei (Rio pearlfish) is the source of this 871-nucleotide messenger RNA. It is a transcript of the gene gpx1b, whose product is annotated as glutathione peroxidase 1b. Gene Ontology annotation, biological process: response to hydrogen peroxide; glutathione metabolic process; response to selenium ion. Gene Ontology annotation, molecular function: glutathione peroxidase activity. The record is from RefSeq and is a predicted model, not a curated record. The transcript has 2 exons. Gene Ontology annotation, cellular component: mitochondrion; cytosol. Lineage: Eukaryota; Metazoa; Chordata; Actinopteri; Cyprinodontiformes; Rivulidae.
AUCGAGGUCAGAGACUCGUUGGGAGCUGGAGGAAGAGCAUCGCUGUCUUUGGAGAAAACAAGCGCAGAAAUGGCUUCCAAGUUUUACUCCCUAACUGCUAAACUGUUGUCAGGAGAAGAGUUGAACUUCUCCUCUCUCCAGGGCAAAGUUGUCCUCAUCGAGAACGUCGCGUCUCUCUGAGGAACGACCGUCAGGGAUUACACCCAGAUGAACGAGCUCCACGACAAGUACGCGGAGAAGGGGCUCGUGAUCCUGGGGGUGCCCUGCAACCAGUUCGGCCAUCAGGAGAACUGCAAGAAUGAAGAAAUCCUGGCCUCCCUGAAGCACGUCCGACCUGGAAACGGCUUCGAGCCAAAGUUUCAGCUCCUGGAGAAGAUGGACGUGAAUGGGAAGGAUGCCCAUCUUCUGUUCGUGCUCCUGAAGGACCAUCUCCCACACCCGAGCGACGACCGCUCGUCCCUGAUGAACGACCCCAAGUUCAUCAUCUGGAGCCCGGUGAGCAGGAACGACGUGGCCUGGAACUUUGAGAAGUUCCUCAUCGGUCCCGACGGAGAACCGUUCAAACGCUACAGCAGGCGGUUCCUCACCAGCGACAUCGAGGGAGACAUCAAGAAGCUCCUCAGUCAGGCGAAAUGAGGCCAGAUCUGAAGCCCAACCGUCCUGCAGCUCCCAUCAGCAUCGAGCUCUGUGCCGGUGGCGACACGUGAACACAUCCUGUGCUCUCCUGCGAGUGAUGACUGUGUUGGAGUCUUUUACCACAUGAAGACAUCUUCUGAAACCUGUGAGGAGGGUGUCUGAUGAAAUGUAAGACGCAACUUCUUCAGUUCCAUCACACGCACAGACAGCACUGCUGUGUGGCGAGGACCAAUAA